AUGAUGAAAAGCGAUAUACCACAGCAUGCACGACUGCUAUGUCGUCAGAAUCAGUUAACCAACACGGCUGGAAUUGCCCCAGGCUACCUCCAAGCGAAUCUGCUCGUGCUACCAGCCAAAUAUGCCUCCGACUUCCAUGAUCUUUGUCUCCGUAACCCUGUUCCCUGUCCUCUCUUGGGAAUAAGUGCCGACCCCGGGAAUACAGCAGCCAUACGUCCCCCAAAGUGUAUACAAUCAUCGGAUUUCGACAUUCGCACUGAUUUCCCUAGAUACCGAGUUUAUGCGGGCGGAAGACUCAUCGAUAGCCGACAGGACCUGCUAGAUGUGUGGGAAGAUAACCAUGUUGCGUUUUUGAUUGGCUGUUCAUUUUCCUUUGAGGAUGCAUUGACGGCGGCAGGCUUGCCGCCACGUCACCAGUCAACAGGGACCAUCGUUGCCAUGUAUCGCUCCAACAUCCCCUUAUUACCAGCGGGGGUAUUUACAGGGGGCCAUUGCAUUGUCUCCAUGCGGCCCUAUCGCCCAGAGGACAUCCCAAGAGUACGCGACAUCACUCGGGGGUAUCGUUUGACCCAUGGGGAGCCCGUCGGCUGGGGAUGGGACGGCGCGAAACACCUGGGCAUCAUGGAUGUGACCAAGCCGGACUUUGGGGAGCCCCAGCUGUUUCAAGAAGGCGAAGUACCCGUGUUUUGGGCGUGUGGCGUGACACCUCAGAUCGCCGUUGAAGCAGCAGGGGAUACGAUCGAAGGCCUUGUCUUCUCCCAUGAGCCUGGACAUAUGCUUGUGACGGACUGGACAACCGAUGAGUUACAUGGAUUGGAGUCUUAG
Molecule: messenger RNA, 825 nt
Organism: Penicillium salamii
Lineage: Eukaryota; Fungi; Ascomycota; Eurotiomycetes; Eurotiales; Aspergillaceae
Source: the annotation of a GenBank genome assembly